ACCGUGCUACCGUAGACCAUUCUUUUUUUCGAAAAAAUAUCCACUUAAUACAGUUUGGCUCUAGAAUCCAUAAUUUGAAUUACCGCUUUUAAACCACCAUAUUGAAUUUUAAUUCGUCCAAGUUUGCAGCUAGUUCAGAUGGCAGUCGAAACAGUGCCCCAAAAAUUUACUAAGAAUCGAGCCCCCCUGUUCGCAGUGUAUAUAUUCAGCACAAAAUAAGUUGUAGUAACGAUUUGUUGCAAUAAUUACAAUAUAUUUUUUAAAUCCAUACGCCUCUCACAAACAUGAUAUUCAAUUAAAUUAUUAAUAGUUGGCAAAGCACGAAGAAAUAUGGUAAGGUAUUCAUUCUUAUCGGCUAAAUUACAAAACGAUAAGUGAUUAUGAAUAUUCACAGUGAAAGAAAGAACAUGUUCAUUAAAGAAAUCAAAUUCAAAUGAACAGGCUAUACGUGAAGCCUGAUACGUACAAUUGUUUGUAUGCCGAGUCAAAUUUAAUAGAAUGCCGACAAUAGCCACUUCCUCUUUAACGUAUGAAAUUCUCAUGUACCUAAAUUCAUUUUAUUUCGGUAUGUUUGCUGUUUGCGAAUUAGGCAUGGGAUUCUUCAAGGCAGCGAAUUUGCCUUCACCCGGCACAAGCACAACGCUGACAGAGUUUGCACUUUUGUUCUUCCUCAUAGUCACAGAAGGAGCUAGAAUUUAUCUUGGAAGGAAAGGAAACUUGACCGAACAUGGAUUACCAAUUCUGAUCGGAGUUGUUUUAACUGUGCCCAGUUCGUUGGCUACAUUGUAUUUUUUGAUCUGGCAAAACUAUGUGCUCAGGCUAGAAGUAAUACUUUGCAGCAUACAAUUAGUUUUGUUGGCAUCCGAAUUAAUCAUUUCGAUCUUGUGCCUUAUAGCUAUUUAUCGACCGCCAUCUCCCGAAGAGUAAGCCCAUGCUUGAUUCUGUUUUCUGUCACCUUUACGAGUGCAACAUAAAAUUUCAAUAUCACAGAAUUUUAAUGUAUACAAUAUAGAGAUGGAAAAAAAAUGACAGUGAUGAAACUUGAUUCAUAUUCGACUUUUAUACCUUCGGUACUAUGUAACUUGUAACAAGUGUAUAUUGCAUAUUCACACGUGCGCAUACUUAUUUCCACUUUUAUAAACAAUUGUUAAAUCGAAUCCUUUUUAUUAACAGUUCUUUUAUAAAAAUUA
Messenger RNA from Megalopta genalis, 1190 nucleotides. Its product is annotated as transmembrane protein 216. Gene Ontology annotation, cellular component: ciliary transition zone. Gene Ontology annotation, biological process: non-motile cilium assembly. Lineage: Eukaryota; Metazoa; Arthropoda; Insecta; Hymenoptera; Halictidae. The record is from RefSeq and is a predicted model, not a curated record.